AUGCAGUCCGCCAAUAACCCCAUCUCCCACCAUACCAGCCACACCAUGGGCCAAGGUGCCGCCAGUAGCAACGGCGGCGACAAUAGCUGCGGAGCGAAUUGCGUGGAUAACCAUGUUGUCCAUGCAAUUGGCGAUGGAGAUGGGGUUGUCCGAGUCUCGGGUGGAGAGACUGGAAACGAUGGAGGCCUCGUCAUGGAAGCCUCCGUAACGGAUGUUGGUGUCAGCGACUUGAACCAAACUACUACUACUACUACUACUACUACUACUACUACUACUACUACUACUACUACUACUACCUACGAUGAAUCAGACGAUGAGAGCUCCCUUGCGGACAGCUCCGGCUCCAUUAGCGAUGGACCCAGCUUUGGAGGAACUUCGAUCCGAUCCCUGGGCAGCAUGUCCAACUGGAGCAUCAUCGACACUACUCUGCGUGAGGGCGAGCAGUUCAUCUAUGGCGAUUACGACACCGAGACCAAGCUCAAGAUUGCUCGAGCGUUGGAUGCCGUCGGUGUUGAAUACAUCGAAGUGACCUCGCCUGCUGCUUCUCCUCAGUCCAAGUUGGACUGCGCGGCUAUCUGCAAGCUGGGUCUCAAGGCCAAGGUUCUUUGCCAUAUUCGAUGCAACAUGGACGAUGCCAGAAUUGCAGUUGAGACCGGUGUCGAUGGAAUCAACAUGUGCAUCGGUACUUCCACUCAGCUCAUGACGCAUUCCCACGGAAAGGAUCUCGACUGGAUCGCCGCCAAGGCGAAGGAGGUCAUCGAAUUCACCCAAGCCCACGGCAUCGAAGUCCGAUUCUCCGGCGAGGACUCUUUUCGCUCCGACUUCAGCGAGAUUCUGAAGCUCUACUCGCUCAUGGACCGUCUCGGCGCCCACCGCGUGGGAAUUGCCGACACCGUUGGCGGCGCUACUCCUCGUGAGGUUUAUGAAAAGAUCUCCACGCUCAAGCAGAUGGUCGGAUGCGACAUCGAGACUCACUUCCACAAUGACACUGGAUGUGCUGUCGCCAACGCCUACACUGCGAUUGAGGCUGGGGCCACUCAUAUUGACACCACUGUCUUGGGCAUUGGAGAGAGGAAUGGAAUUACUUCCCUUUCCAAGCUCUUUCAGUGCAUGCUUCAGAUGGGCCAUGACUCUGUUCUGGCCAAGUACAAGCUUGAGAAGAUUCCUGCUCUCGAACAGCUUGUCGCUGAAGCCGUCCGCAUCGAGAUCCCCUGGAACAACGCUUCACUUGCAGCAUAUCUCUGA
Molecule: messenger RNA, 1245 nt
Organism: Fusarium mangiferae
Lineage: Eukaryota; Fungi; Ascomycota; Sordariomycetes; Hypocreales; Nectriaceae
Product: putative homocitrate synthase, mitochondrial precursor
Exons: 4
Coding region: 1-1245 (414 amino acids)
Cellular component (GO): mitochondrion
Molecular function (GO): homocitrate synthase activity
Source: RefSeq, a predicted model, not a curated record